Papaver somniferum (opium poppy) is the source of this 591-nucleotide messenger RNA. RefSeq lists its product as uncharacterized. The transcript has a single exon. NCBI's taxonomy places the organism in Eukaryota, Viridiplantae, Streptophyta, Magnoliopsida, Ranunculales, Papaveraceae. The record is from RefSeq and is a predicted model, not a curated record. Bases 1 to 591 code for a protein of 196 amino acids.
AUGACGAGGAUUCAAAAAAGGGAUCGGUCGGGAAAUGAAAUCUUUAAUGUGGCCAAGACAUUGCCCAUGGAGGAGUGGAUGAUGCAGCCGAUCACGUUCUCAGCCAAAGAUGUCCCGGUGAAUGGUCAAGCACAUGGGGCUCCGCUAGUUAUCACCCUAAUUAUAGAAGAAUGGGGAGUGAAGAUGAUCCUAGUCGAUAAUGGAAGCUCUGUAGAAGUUCUUUUCUAUGACACUUUCAAGAGAAUGCAACUAUCCGAUGAUGUAUUGAUCCCGUCAACCUAUAACAUUUAUAGCUUUAACAGGACGGUGACUAUACCAAAAGGAGAGGUCACAUUGAGAGUCUCAGACGGAGAUGAUUACUUGGAUACUCUUACUACCUUUUAUGUAGUAGAUUUCGUGUCACCAUACAAAGUGAUCAUCGAGAGACCCUGGAUAACGGGCAUCAAAGGAGUCGCUUCUGCAUACCAUCAAAGGCUAAGAUUCCCGACUUACAAGGGUGUGGUUGAGGUUGUAGGGGAUCCGCAAGCCGCUAGACAUUGUGUUCAGAUGGAUAUUCAGAAAAACGAAGAUAGGCGAGCAAUAUCACGUUGA